Molecule: messenger RNA, 2286 nt
Organism: Anopheles funestus (African malaria mosquito)
Lineage: Eukaryota; Metazoa; Arthropoda; Insecta; Diptera; Culicidae
Gene: Mettl3
Product: N6-adenosine-methyltransferase MT-A70-like protein
Exons: 3
Coding region: 199-2163 (654 amino acids)
Cellular component (GO): nucleus; RNA N6-methyladenosine methyltransferase complex
Molecular function (GO): mRNA (2'-O-methyladenosine-N6-)-methyltransferase activity; mRNA m(6)A methyltransferase activity
Source: RefSeq, a predicted model, not a curated record
ACACCCAUUUGUCAUUUCUCAAUACCAGUGCAGCACCCACUGUGCUGUGGCAUCUUCGCACCAAUGUUUGUUUUCGUGGUGUUGUUUCUCUGGACAGAAUAACAAGCGUUCUCCACUGCAUUCUGUAGUUUGUAAAGCAAAAUCAUAAUUUUAGACGCAUUUAGUGCCACGAGUGAAUCAAAUUACCAUCACGCAAACAUGUCCUCGUGGGAGGAAAUUCAGGCUGUAAAGGUGAAGCGUAACAGCUUACGCGAAAAGUUAGAGAAACGUAAAAAAGAAAGGCAAGACUUGCUGGGCACCAGCAGCCCCGGCGGCCAGGGAGCCGUUGUCGGACUCAUAAAAAUCGAAUCGAGCAACAACCUGACCGAGGAUAAGGGUAAACUUCUUCUGACUACAAUCAAACUGGAUCAAACUGGAAGUGCGGACAUCGAUGCAGAAGUGGAGAAAUGUUUGGUGAAGGUGCUCGCCGACGAAAGCUUAAUACUACCGACCAAUUCCACCCAGAUUGCGGAGCGCGUCGAAAAGCACGUUCAGAAAACCGUCUUGCGAGAUUCGAUCGCGUACUACCUUCAUAAGCUAGCUGGACAGAAGUUGAUCAACAUUAAGGAAGUCAGCAUUGGUGGAACUGUGGGCUAUGAAGUGAUUUCUGCUGAACAUAUAAAUCUACAAGCGCUGCACGAUGACAUGGCAAUGAACCACGCGCCCGUCGUAUCCGUUGAGCGAGACGCAACGAAACGGAAAGCGGAGUGUACGAAGGAGGAAAAGUUGGCCGGUGGAGGUGGCAAAGUGGCCCGUGCCAAUGCAGCCGGCGCAAAGGACGAAGGAAGGAAAGGCAACGCAGUCGAUGGUUCGUUGGCUUGCAAAGCAUCUGACAUCAUGUCCCUGCUUUCGUUACCAUCGACCAGGGAGAAACAGAGCAAAAAGGUUGGUGAAGAAAUUUUAGAACUACUUUCCAAGCCAACAGCGAAAGAGCGUUCGUUGGCGGAAAAGUUCAAAUCGCAGGGCGGUGCACAGGUGAUGGAAUUCUGCCCUCACGGGACGCGCAUCGAAUGUAUGCGAUCGUUAGAAGCAACGCCAGACAUGAAGGAAGAUAAAAAAUCUUCCAGCAAUACGGACGAUGAGGAUAAUGACGACGAGUGUAAAAACGAAGAUGAUGUUAUUAUUACGACGGACGAAGAGACCUGCCAAAAGAAUACGAUUGUGCUGGACGAAAUUAAGGACGAAUCCGUCUCAUCCGAAACGGCAGCUAGCGAAACAUCGGUGGAAUUGCCAAACACCAAAACGAAGUAUCAAUGCAACAAGUUGCAUUUCAAAAAAAUCAUUCAAAACCACACUGAUGAAACGUUGGGCGAUUGCAGUUUUCUGAACACAUGCUUUCACAUGGACACGUGUAAAUAUGUGCACUACGAGGUGGAUACAUAUGUGGGCCAGACACCGACUAUAGUGCCGGCAAAGCUAGAACCGACCGAUGAACGGGUUGCUGGACAAAAGCGUCAUGCUGUAGAUGCAUGCGCCACGCUAUAUCCCCCGCAAUGGAUUCAAUGUGAUCUGCGGUUUCUUGAUAUGACGGUACUGGGAAAAUUUGCCGUAGUAAUGGCUGAUCCUCCCUGGGAUAUUCACAUGGAGUUACCCUACGGUACAAUGUCCGAUGAUGAAAUGCGCCAGCUGGGAGUACCGGCGCUGCAGGACGAUGGAUUAAUCUUUCUUUGGGUUACUGGCCGCGCAAUGGAGCUCGGUCGGGAAUGUUUGAAACUAUGGGGCUACGAGCGAGUAGACGAACUGAUUUGGGUGAAAACUAAUCAGCUCCAGCGUAUCAUACGAACUGGACGUACCGGCCAUUGGUUGAAUCACGGCAAGGAACACUGUUUGGUGGGUAUGAAAGGAAACCCUCCGAAUUUGAACCGUGGCCUUGAUUGCGACGUAAUCGUAGCAGAAGUAAGGGCCACCAGCCACAAACCGGACGAAAUUUAUGGAAUCAUCGAGCGCCUGAGCCCGGGAACGCGUAAGAUUGAGCUAUUUGGUCGACCGCACAACGUGCAACCGAAUUGGAUAACUCUAGGCAACCAGCUUGACGGCAUUCGUUUGGUGGAUCCUGAAUUGAUCAAUUCGUUCCAGAAGCGUUACCCAGACGGUAAUUGUAUGACUCCGGGUAAAAUACCCUAAUUUUGCCCAAUAUUAACUAUCGGUAGCUUUUUUUUAAAUCUCACACAUUAUGAUAAUAAUAUUGAAAAGACUUAUUUGCAAGUCAGCAGCAAAAUUGAGCAAUACACAUUAGUCGUCUUUCAA